Messenger RNA from Leishmania mexicana MHOM/GT/2001/U1103, 1890 nucleotides. RefSeq lists its product as hypothetical. The record is from RefSeq and is a predicted model, not a curated record. NCBI's taxonomy places the organism in Eukaryota, Euglenozoa, Kinetoplastea, Trypanosomatida, Trypanosomatidae. The transcript has a single exon. The coding region runs from base 1 to 1890 and encodes 629 amino acids.
AUGAUCACGGAUGCCGAGUUUUGGCAAGAGAUUCGCCGCAGCAUGAGCGGUGGCGACUGCAUCUUCUCGAGCAUGCUAGCUCUUAUUCACGCACGACAGUCCGCCAUUGACGCGCACGUGACGACGCCAGAGCGUGAGGUUCACAAACUCACCGCGUGGGGCCAGAGGCACCACGACGAGGUCACGGGUCGUGUCUUCACGAGUGAGCAGAAGCGCGAGAUGGAGCUGGAGAUGAAGGAGAAAGAAACAAAGUUGAAGGAGAUAGAGAAACCGCUGGAGGCGAACAAAGCCUUUCGGGCCGGAAGAGCGUCAGAGGACACCCCGGUGUACGGCGUUUCGUGGAGCACCAUGUGCGUGCUUCAGCAGGUGAUGAUGUUUGCUGUCCCAAUUUACGUGUUGCGCUACAAUGUGCCAGCCAUGUCGAUGAGCUGGAACACGAGCUGCUUCAUUGACCGUCAGUCGAAGCAGCUCAUUACGUUUGGCUCUGGACACGGUGUGAAGGUGCCGCAGCACCUGCACGGUCGCGGCUGCGUCGCUGGCGACGGCUUUUUUGCUAUCCUCACAAAUCAAGACGAAGUCUGGUCAUCCGGCGGACUGAAGGUGUCGAGCCCAUCCAUUGAUGGGCCGACGGCGCUCGGCCGCGAAGAGGCAAUGACGGGGAUCGCCGGCAAGACUCUGAUGCUGGUGGGACACGGGCAGCGGCUCGCCAUUGUGACGCGCGCCUUCACGGUGCGCUCGCUAUCGGCGUUAUCGAACCCGAUUCGGUCAAUCAUGCCGCACCGGCAUGUUCGCUUCUUGGACGUAGGCUACGGCGAGGAUUACUACAUGGUGGGCACCGACUCCAUUGUUUAUAAGACGACGGCGUCGAAGCGUGCCGUGAGUACGCCACGGCGGGUGAUGACGCUGUGCCGCACGCCCGUCUCCCGAAUCGCCAGCGGUAUGGGAUUUCUGCUCAUUAUUGACCAGAACGGUCAUCUCCUCUCCUUUGGUCGCAACAAGAAGGGGCAGCUCGGCAACGGCGAGGUGCAGGAUGCACGUCGCAAGCCGUACUUGCAGAAAAAGCUCACUCACCACUACUUUGUUCAGGUGUCCGCCGGUGACUGCCACUCCUUGGCGUUGACCAGCAACGGCAUCGUUUACGGCGCGGGAAGCAACGAGAGCGGCCAGCUUGGCCUCGGGAGGAGUCUGAAGCAGGUGUGCAAGUUCACCCGUAUCCCACUCGGCAACGAUGUGCGGUGCAUCGGGAUCGCCGCCGGGCCGGCAGGGAGCAUGUUCUACUGCGAUAAUGGCCGCGUGCUCACAUGCGGGCUGAAUGACAGCAUGCAGCUCGGGCUGGAGACGCCGGAAAAGAUUGUCUUUGAGCCGACACCGAUCUCGGUGAUCUUCAACGGCGUCGAGUCAUACACACUGGACUUUGGAGGCUUUCACCGACCGGAAGGAGACGGCCAAGCGCCACUAGCAGACAUGUCUGGCGCGGCUGGCGAGGGGGGCGGCAUUUCAUCCAGCUCGCCUGCCAUGCUCAGUGCCUUGUAUCGGAACAAAACCUCCUCGAACCGUGCCAGCCAAGAUAUGACGGUCAUCAAUAUAUCCGAGACAUCCGGUAACAACUUGACGAAUGCCAACAACGCCAGUGAGAAGAAUGUUAUGGCCGCGCCAACCGAAACGGAGCGCCAUGGCGAGAGCAUCGUUAACGAAGAGGACCACCAGCCGGUGGAAGAGAACAUCUCCGCGAAUCAGUCCAUGGAGGAGAAGCGAAAGGGGACAGGCAAGCCGAAGACGAAUCCCCAAGGGAACGUCCGCAAUGGCAGAAACGGAAACGGAGUCAAUGGGCGAAGAAAGGGUAAGGUGGAAAAAAAGAAGACCAAGUGCGGCUGCUGCACAGCCAUGUAG